UUUUGGCAUUUUCUCUCAGGUUGUUGAAGAAGAAUACAUUAACGGGACCGUUCCACUACCGACCAAUGGCUUAUAUACUUGGUGAAAGUCUCAAAACUUUUCGAAGCCUCUUUUGUCAAUCUCGACGUGCUUUAUCUGUUAUUCCAUAAAAUUCGAUACCGACUCAUAAAACGACCAUGGUUCUUGAAAGACUCGCACCAAAUCAUGUUGAUAAUGCACCAAGAGAAGUGUCUCUUGAAAGAAAGGGGCGGUCCUUAUCACCACCAGCUGCUUUCUCUCGUCGUUUCUCUCUUAGUCCGAGUCAAUCACGAAAGCGGAAACCACACACAAACCACACAAACCCAUCGUCAUUAUCUCCGAAAGGUCAUGAUCUUUCCCGAGGACGUUCAUUGACUCUAAUUACACCUGAGCGUCCAAAAAGACGAUCCCACUCAUCUUUCGGAAGGCUUACUCAAAACCGCUGGCCUUCGUCACUUGGUUCCUGCGCUUGGGAUGUAUCAGAGCAUGUUCUUGAAGCUCUUACAAGUACCGCUCAGUUUGCUCCUGUCCCGUAUCUCGGGACUCUGUGUACGGUAGCUUUGGCUAUAUUCAAUGCAGUCCGAACAGCUAAAGAUAACCAGGAUGUGUUAAAUCAGCUUGCCUUCGCUGCGUGCGAUCUGGUAUAUACUGUUCACAAAACGUACCAAGAUCUAUAUCCACUGCAUCCAUCAUCACUCUCACAACAAAAUCUCAAAACCCAGUUCUCGUCAGAUCCUCUGUUGAAGGAACAUAUAGACGAGCUCAUGCGAGCUCUUAUGGACAUCAAUGCAUGGAUAUCUGAGAAGACCUCAAAAAACAUCUUGCAAAGGCUUAUAUCGUCCCGAGCCGAUGUCAGUUUGAUUGAAAAAUUCAAAUAUCAGUUGAAUGAGACGAAGAAUAAGUUUCAAGCCCAGUCGUUGAUUGUAAUUCGAAGUUAUCUCACUCGAAUGGCGGCUCAGCAAAAUGUAAUACAGGAGGAUGCCGUUCGUGAUAACUAUUUUCCCUCGCAUUCCAGAAUCUAGUAUCUGACGAAACACUCCUCUCUUAUUUUCGCUCAACAGGCUUCUCAUCACAAUUUUUUUCGAGAAAAGUUGAUGACAAUGCACAACGAUAUAAACAGCUCUCGCAUUCGCAUUCGUCGAUCCGUGUCCGUCGAUUCUGGAUUAAGGAUUCCUAUUAUUCCAGUCGUUCACGAAAUCCCAUUCUUGUCAAGAGUCGAUAGCACAUCAUCCCAGUCUACUCUCGUUGACGAGAGUCA
Messenger RNA from Lentinula edodes (shiitake mushroom), 1276 nucleotides. RefSeq lists its product as uncharacterized. The record is from RefSeq and is a predicted model, not a curated record. NCBI's taxonomy places the organism in Eukaryota, Fungi, Basidiomycota, Agaricomycetes, Agaricales, Omphalotaceae. The transcript is spliced from 4 exons. The coding region runs from base 177 to 1040 and encodes 287 amino acids.